AUGCAUGUCCGGUGGGACAGGGUACCCCGCUUGCCAGAGUGUCCGUGCCUCUUCGAUGAGGAGCCAACGCUGUGCGAAGCCGUUCGCUUCGACGCCUUCACCUUCGUAGCGUUCCAUGGUGUCGUGGUGGAAGCGUGGGUUUCGCUCGACAUUCUGCUCGUUGGAGGGGAAACGCUAGCUCGUUCCCUCUUCCUCCCUCUUCCUCCCCCGAUCCCGCCGCCGCCGCCGCCCUCCGGCCCGCCGCGGCCCGCCUCCGCCGCGCCCGGCCUCCUCCGCCCCGCCUCCUCCGCCGCGCCCCGCCUCCUCCGCCCCGCCUCCGCUCGCCUCCGCCGCGGCCCGCCUCCGCCCGGCCUCCUCCCGCCCCGGCCUCCUCCGCUCGGCCCCGCCUCCGCCGCGCCCCGCCUCCGCCCCGCCCUCCUCCCGCCCGCCCUCCUCCCGCCUGCCCCGCCCCGCCCCGCCCUCCUCCCCGCUCGGCCCCGCCGCGCCCCGGCCUCCUCCGCUCGCUUCGCCGCGCCCCGGCCUCCUCCGCCCGGCCCGCCGCGCCCCGCCUCCUCCGCCCCGCCUCCGCCCCGCCUCCGCCGCGGCCCGCCUCCGCCCCGGCCUCCUCCCGCCUCGGCCUCCUCCGCUCGGCCCCGCCUCCGCCGCGCCCCGCCUCCGCCCCGCCCUCCUCCCGCUCGCCUCUCCUCCCGCUUCGCCCGCCCGCCCCGCCCUCCUCCCGCCCGGCCCCGCCGCGCCCCGGCCUCCUCCGCCUGCCCCGCCGCGCCCCGGCCUCCUCCGCCCGGCCCCGCCGUGCCUCCGGCCUCCUCCGCUUUGCCCCGCCCUCCUCGCUUCGGCCUCCUCCGCAUCGCCCCGGUCAAGAUGGAGAUGAACAACAACGUGAGACUCCGUGAUGAUCUAGUCGAGCACCAGUGGCAUUUGGAUGGGCAGCGCCGUGCCGCAUGA
This is a messenger RNA of Lolium perenne, 942 nucleotides long. NCBI's taxonomy places the organism in Eukaryota, Viridiplantae, Streptophyta, Magnoliopsida, Poales, Poaceae. The record is from RefSeq and is a predicted model, not a curated record.